Suillus subaureus is the source of this 1637-nucleotide messenger RNA. RefSeq lists its product as uncharacterized. The transcript has 4 exons. NCBI's taxonomy places the organism in Eukaryota, Fungi, Basidiomycota, Agaricomycetes, Boletales, Suillaceae. The record is from RefSeq and is a predicted model, not a curated record. The coding region runs from base 100 to 1530 and encodes 476 amino acids.
GCGGCUGAUAGACUAAUCUAAAUUUGUAUCGUGGGAAAUUGGUUGUGAAAUUGGUUUUGAGUGAGCGGCGCUUAAGCUUCAGCUAAAUUGAAGACGACGAUGACCAGGACGACGGUUACAGCGACGACAGUAAUGGCCACAUCAACUGAACAUCGUAUGAUAAGUAAACAUACUCCAGUUCCAUUCCUACUCGAAGCUUUUCCUGUACCACCCUCACACAUCCCAGUCUCUCCAGUCUCACCAGUCUCCAAUAAUCCACCACCAUCACUACCACCAACUGCACCACUUCCGCCACUACCAGGUCCAUCCGAUACAGUCCUUUUCGUUCGCAGAAACUCUUCAAUACGCUCUAUAUCUUCUUCUAGUUCAGAUCCCCACUCUCCUAUAAGAACUAGAACUAGAAAUGGAAGCCUUUCAAGUUUACGCUCAUUCCAUAGCGCAACAAGAAAACCUUCCUACGAUCUAACACAUACAAUAUCAGAAGAAGGCCCUUACAACAUCCCAGAUGCACUCAAACCUGCUUUCAUCCUCCCCUCCCCACCAGACAGACCUCGCUCAACAAGCCCAGACGUUUCAGCUAUCAUACAAGCAACUCCACGUCCACGCUCGCGCCCUCGUUCGCGUCCUAAUAAGUCACGUUCGAGGACAAACAGUCUUAAUGGGUAUAGAUCUUCAGGGUCGUCAAAACACUUGCCCAAUCCUCACGAGUUCGAAGUUGAAGUAGAAGACCAAGAUGCCCCCGACUCCGAUUCGAGCAUCGAUCUCCACACCCCUUUGCCCCAUCUCAUGCUUCGACACGGUCUCCUCUCUCCCCACUCAAAACUCCUCCCGUCAUCUCCUCCAGCCCCAAAUCGUCUCUCCAUUGCCUCAAAUUUAUCACAAGCGUCCCUCAAGUCCAACUUCUCAAACCAAUCAGACGCGUCACUGCUCACCAAUAGUUCCACCGGAAGUAAGCAUCCAAAGGAUUCGAGGGACACACCUGGUAGACGCGUCAGGCAUCGUGAUGGAAGGUUGUUGAGAGGAGGUAUUGGCCUCACAACUGGUUUGGGAUGGAGUGAUAGAACGGCGGUUGGCGCGGAGACACCGCCCCGUCGAAGAUCAAGGGUCUUUGCAUCACCGAUAGGCCACACGCCGAGUUCUCCGAAGACGAAGACGCCCCCUCCCCACUCACACGCCGUCUCUCAGCGCUCAACCUCUCCCGACGCUCAUCCGCCACGUCCAUAUCCACAUCCCAAUCUUACUCCUCCCUCCGCUCCCCACACCCCCUCUCACGCAGCAUCUCCCAUUCUAUCCUUCGCGAAGAAGAGGGCGAAGAAGAAGUGGAUGAAUUCGGCCGCGUCGUCCGAGCAGGCGACUUUGCGCGCACAGACGGCCGCGUCAUCCUCGACGGACAAUUCUCCAAAAGCCUCCCACCCAGAACCAAGCCUCUCACCUCCCGUCCCAAAUCUCGCCCUUACAAACUCAAAGACGGUGAGGCACGAGUCCCAGUCCCAGUCCCAAUCCCACUUGAAGACGAGAUGGACGGCGUGACUCCCACCCGCGCAGACUUUCGCAAUAGCGCAGGGUCGAGCUCUAGUGGACUCGGGACGGGUGCAGGUGGUGGGACUGGUAAUGGCUCGAGCACCGCUUCUACUUCC